Diospyros lotus (date-plum) is the source of this 1467-nucleotide messenger RNA. Its product is annotated as ent-kaurene synthase 5, chloroplastic-like. Lineage: Eukaryota; Viridiplantae; Streptophyta; Magnoliopsida; Ericales; Ebenaceae. Gene Ontology annotation, molecular function: terpene synthase activity; magnesium ion binding. The record is from RefSeq and is a predicted model, not a curated record. Gene Ontology annotation, cellular component: chloroplast. Gene Ontology annotation, biological process: gibberellin biosynthetic process.
AUGCAAUGCUAUGAGGAAACUAAAGAAAGAAUUCGGAAACUAUUCGAUAAGGCUCAGCUUUCUGUUUCUUCCUAUGACACUGCUUGGGUGGCAUUGGUCCCUUCUCCAAAUUUCUCUGGCACACCUUGUUUCCCGGAAUGUAUCGUGUUACUGAACAAUCAACUCGGUGAUGGUUCAUGGGGCCUUCCUAAUCACACCUUACUGAUUAAAGAUGCUCUGUCAUCUACACUAGCAUCUGUCCUAGCACUUGAGCGAUGGUGUGCUGGUGAAGAGCAAAUCAACAAAGGUCUACACUUUAUUGAGUUGAAUGCCACUUCAAUUGCUGAUGAGAAUCAACACUCUCCAAUUGGAUUUGACAUAAUAUUCCCUGGAAUGCUAGAGUAUGCUAAAGAUUUAGGUCUGAACCUCCCCUUUGAAUCAAAAGAUUUAAAUGUUAUGCUUGAGAGGAGAGAUUUAGAUCUUAAAAGGUAUUAUAUUAUCUUAUUAAGGAAGGACAGCGCCUACUUAGCAUAUAUUUCAGAAGGCGUUGGAAAGUUGCAGGACUGGGACAUGGCCAUGAAAUAUCAGAGGAAGAAUGGCUCCCUAUUUAAUUCUCCAUCAACCACAGCAACUGCUUUCUUGCACCUUCAUAAUGCUAAUUGCCUCAAUUACCUGCAUAUGCUCCUAGAGAAGUUUGAGAAUGCUGUUCCAACAGUUUACCCCCUGGAUAUAUAUGCUUGCCUUUGCAUGAUUGACAACCUUGAGAGAUUGGGAAUUGACCGGAAUUUUAGGCAGGAAAUUAGAAGUGUGUUGGAUGAAACGUACAGAAGUUGGUUGCAGGAACAGAUAUUCCUGGACACUUUGCGCUAUGGCAUUUCGGAUAUUGGGGCUGUGCUUGAGUUAUAUAGGACUUCACAGAUCAUGAUCCAUCCAGAUGAAUCAACCCUGGAGAAGGAACUCUCGGGGUCUACUCAUUUCCUGAAAGAGAAAUCAUACAACCAUAGAAUUAAUUCAGAUAUAGUCAAUGAAUAUGUUAUCCGAGAGGUGGAUGAUGCCCUUCACUAUCCCUUCCAUGCAAAUUUAGAGCGUGUGGCAAACAGAAGAAACAUAAAGCAUUAUAAUAUAGAUGGUUCAAGCAUUCUUAAGACUUUGUAUUGCUCAACGAAUAUUAGAAAUGAAGAUUUCCUAAAAUUGGCAGUGGAAGAUUUUAAUAUUUGCCAAUCAAUUCAUCGUGAAGAACUCGAAGUUCUGAAGAGGUGGGUUGUAGAUAACAGAUUAGAUAAGUUAAAGUUUGCCAAGCAGAAGUCAGCAUAUUGUUACUUCUCAGCUGCAGCAGCUUUCUCUCCUGAACUAUCUGAUGCUAGCAUGUCAUGGGCCAAAAAUGGUGUGCUCACAAGAGUGGUUGAUGAAUUCUUUGAUAUUAGUGGUUCUAUAGAGGAAUUAGAGAAUCUAAUUAAAUUGGUUGAAAAGUGGGCAAUUGCUAUCUAA